This is a messenger RNA of Diaporthe citri, 2562 nucleotides long. RefSeq lists its product as uncharacterized. NCBI's taxonomy places the organism in Eukaryota, Fungi, Ascomycota, Sordariomycetes, Diaporthales, Diaporthaceae. The coding region runs from base 1 to 2562 and encodes 853 amino acids. The transcript is spliced from 2 exons. The record is from RefSeq and is a predicted model, not a curated record.
AUGUGGAACGACAUCAAGAUCAUUAAGGGCGACCAUGUUACCAGAUCGGCUGGCGCAGCACUGCUGUGCAGCAUCUUGACUCAACACCUUUCCGACCGCCGACCCAAGCUCCAGUCCUUGUCCGAGACGCUGUGCUGGAUUAUACUACCUAUAGUGUUCAAGGUUGCGGCUGCGAAUAAAGGCGGAAAUUACAGACGGGAGAAGGCCGAUGUCAUAGGCUGGAACGCCUCGAAGAGACUACCUGCAUCUACCCUGUCGUUAUGGGUAGUUGCUCUAUGCUUCUUCGCAUACUGGUUCUUCGCUGCUGAAAAUUCCCUGGUCGCAUUCCUUCCGGCACUGACGCCACUACUGCUUGUCUGUCAGAAUCACCUUAUUUGGCACGAUGCAGAUGUUCCUGGCGCAUCACCACCCAGUUCCCAAGGCUUCUUUUACACAUUCAACACUGUCUGGGGCGGCGUCUUGGUGGCUUUGUUCUCCAUUCUGACCCUCAAAUCGGACUGGAACAUCCGAACAGUAGAUGCUCUGUCGCUUGUCCCGCUUGUUGCUUUGCUGGUGGCCUAUAUCGCCCUCGACCCUAGGCCAAGAAUAUCCAAGAGGUAUCAUCGAUUUCUUCCACCUUUCGAUCUCGAGGAUGCACUACUCCCUUUAUCGCUACGAGUUACACUCGUGCUGGUAGUUGCACUAGGCCUGGAAACUCUGGCUUUCGGCUACCCAGCUUGCUCCGCACAUACCCCCGCGUUAGCUUUGACCAAGGCUUUGUCUUGGUACUUCACAUUCCAAACAGCUAGGAAAUCUUCUUGGCGCACUGCCGCAGCCAUAAUAACAUAUAGCAUUGUGUCUGCUCGUGAUCCCUUCACAAUACCCACAGAUUUACGCGCAUUCUCUUACGUUGUGGCAUCCUUCUUGUCACUCGGCCAGAUUAUUCAAUUGCUUCCAAGGCAAGCGAAAUCGAAAUCAGCAUUAUGGGCUUUCUGCCUUGUGUCUCUCGUACCAUACCUCAUCAAUGUGUAUACCAUACAAAUCGAGCAGCCGCCAUCACUAUUGACGCAUCCCCAAGCUCAUCCCAUCCAUCAAUUGAUACGCAACGCCAAAGAAGACUUUGAAAAUUUGAUCGACAGUCAGUCGAAUACCUACGCGGCUGCUCACAAGGAGUAUCGACGCCGAUAUGGCCUGGAGCCGCCACCCGGUUUCGAGGCUUGGUUCUACUUUGCGACUUCUCAUCAGUCACCCAUCAUUGACGAUUUCGAUUUAAUACACGAAAGCAUCGCCCCAUUCUUGGAUAUGAGUGGUCGAGAAUUUCUCGAAAGAAUGAGACUCGUGCAGAACAUCCCAGGCAGCGACUUAUGGCUUUGCACCUUUUCUGGUCGCGAGGCCAAGACUGUCUGCACCCACCCCUAUCGCGCUUAUGAUAGACACAUUGGAUACUCAUUCGACAAACUGAUGGCAGGGCUUCCUGGGCGUCUUCCCGAUGUCAAAUUCCUGGUCAAUCACAUCGAUGAACCGAGGGUUCUGAUACCUCAACGGAAAGACGCACAUAUUAGCGGAACCUGCAUCAUGGACAACAUGUCAAGACGGCCUGUCUGGGACACUUUGACCAAGUUUUGCUCCACUCGGGAUCUGAACACAACGACCAGCGAUACCAGGCACAUGAGAGAGGACUAUGGCCUUCCAUUUAUCACAGAUCCGUCUUCCGCCACGGAUCUGUGUCAACAUCCAGAGUACAGCACCACGCACGGCCUCCUCAUGAGCCCCGCGUCGUUUCCCCUGCUGGAAGGCUUAGUACCGGUGCUCUCGACAGGCUCGCUAUCGACCAUGGGCGACAUCCUGUAUCCCAGCCCAGCUUACCUAGAGGACGAAUUCCAAUACGCCGACGCGAACGACGUCGACUGGGAUAGCAAGCGGAACAACCUUUACUGGGCUGGCUCUAACACGGGCGGGUUUGCCUCUGACGGCGAGUGGCGACAAUUCCACCGCCAAAGAUUUGUCGAGCUGGCGCAGAACCUGAACAGGCGCCAGCACGACUACCUCCGGGAGACGGGUGGCGUCCUCAGCCGGGUGAAAUCGUCCUUUCUCAACUCCAGACUAUUCGACGUGGCGUUCACCAGGAUAUUCCAAUGCGAGGGGCGAUCCUGCAGGGACCAACGGGCUUACUUCAACUUAAAACCAUGGGAGGACAAGGAUCGCGCCCUCAGGUCCCGUCUUGUCUUCGACAUGGACGGGAACGGAAUCAGCGGGCGCUACUACAACUUCCUCGCCUCGCGAUCAGCGCCGCUUAAACAGACUCUCCUUCGCGAGUGGCACGACGAGCGCCUCGUGCCGUGGCUUCAUUAUGUGCCGAUCAGCCAGAGCAUGGAGGAGUUACCUGAGGUAGUUUCGCAUCUCACUUCCACCGAGGCGGGGCGGCAAGCGGCCAGGCAUAUUGCUGAAGAGGGUCGCGAGUGGUUCAGCAAGGCGUUUAGAGAGAUCGACCGGAGCAUAUAUGUUUAUCGUUUGCUGCUGGAGCUGGCAAGGUUGGAGGACCCAGCGCGACCGCGCAUGGCUCGAGACGUUGGAGGGUGGUGA